This is a messenger RNA of Aspergillus oryzae RIB40, 3765 nucleotides long. Its product is annotated as putative nuclear envelope pore membrane protein. The record is from RefSeq and is a predicted model, not a curated record. Gene Ontology annotation, molecular function: structural constituent of nuclear pore. Gene Ontology annotation, biological process: nuclear pore organization; protein import into nucleus. Bases 1 to 3765 code for a protein of 1254 amino acids. Gene Ontology annotation, cellular component: nuclear pore transmembrane ring. NCBI's taxonomy places the organism in Eukaryota, Fungi, Ascomycota, Eurotiomycetes, Eurotiales, Aspergillaceae. The transcript has 4 exons.
AUGAAUGACACUCCCCGACUUCGGUCUGCUUUCCCUCAGACGCCCCAAACGUCGCAGAAAUCGCGAGCCUUCUACACCUCCCCAUCCAGAUCUAAACAGCGCGAUGCAGGACUCCGACAGUCUCCCUCAGAGGCGUUGCCGACAGCCCGAGAUGCAAGUUUGCCACUUAUCCCAGUUGAGCUGAUAGAUGCGCCAUCGCAACGACUCUAUAUAGUGGCUUUUUAUGUCGCGCUCAACGCCUGGCGGCUGUAUGAAUCUUGGAAAGCUUCGGAUGAUUUAGAUGCGACCUGGUUAUUUCUGAAGUGGGCUUGUAUUGAUGGAGUGUUCCUUUUUGGACUUCAGGCCUUGCGCAUACCCUGGCUAGAAUGGGCUUUUCCUACAACCCUUGCGAUUUUCCUGAUACACGUAGUUGGCAAUGUAUUCCUCAUGUUUCGCAUCCCGAUCCCAGUUGGUGCCUGGGUAUCAGGAAUAGUCAAACUGGCCUACGAUAGAGAGUUGUCGAUCUCAGAACGGAGUGUUAAGCCAGGUGAUAUCAUUCAUAAUGCAUCACUCAUACUGGGAAAACAAAUAGUUCAUAUACUGCCUGAAGGAUCUGCUGUGUUGAACCCAGACCAGACACCUCUCUGUAUAGAUUCAGAGAAGACCACUAUCAAUCUGCCCAUUCGAAUUAACCAGACAGACCCUAUCUUGAUAGAGUUAUUCCGCUUGGAUUUUACUAGCGGCGGCAAUGAAACGAUAACGAUAUCCUCGAAGCAGCUGAAACAGAUGAAACGUCAAGCAGGCAAGAAAAAUCAGGGCUCUGGCACUGAUUUGCACCUUGACCUUCUACUUCCUAUUCGGCGGCCGGGUAUAUACCGUCUCCAAAGGGUAGUAGAUGAGUCCAAUCUUGACGUUCGUAUGCGAAGGUCUGAUGCACUUGUUGUAUCAUGUCCUCGGGCAUCGAUUAAAAGCUCCCACACCCAUAAGUGUAGAGGCGAGUUGUCUAAUUUGGUCCUGACGGUCGAGGGCACACCGCCGCUGAAGAUCAAAUACAGCAGACAAGUGAAUCGUCGUGACCGGGGCUUCUCUUUUCAAAACAUCCAACCAGAUUACUUACGGUCACCGUUACUAGGCCAGAGGAAUAUUGGUACCCUUUUCAAUUCGCAAGAGCCGGACGUUGCUUGGGCCCAGAGCCAAAAUAUUGAAGUACCGUUGAAUGAGUCACUGAACAUCGGUGGGGAGUGGCUUUAUGCUAUUGAAGAAGUACAUGACGGCUGUGGCAACGUUGCCAAUUAUACAGCAUUUUUUAAUGAGGUCGAUCGACUGCCUACAAAAUUCUUGUCCCAGUGGCAUCAAUUCUCUGUCCAUGAAAGGCCCCGUUUAUCUUUGUCUGGAUGCAAUGAUCAGCAUUUCAUAGAAGUUGCACGAGGGGACAGUGUGGAUCUGCCCGUCAAGUUUCACCAGUCGGGUCAAGGGUAUGACAAAGAUGGGCCUUUUUCUAUCGUAUAUUCUUUCAACAACAAUCAAGAGACUGCUGGCAAUAUGCCUGGUAGAGUCCGAGAACUGUCUUUGAAGAAUCUGGGCCAAAAACCUCAGAUAAAAGAUCCAGGAUGGUACGUUUUGGAUGCUAUUUCUAGUCAAUUUUGCUCAGGCGAGAUUCUGGAACCAUCGUCCUGUUAUCUGCAUAACCCUCCCGAACCUGAGCUGGCAGUCAGAUAUGAAAAGAUUUUUGACAAAUGCGCAAACAACCCGGUCGGCUUGUUGGUCGAUUUAGACUUCACUGGAUCCCCACCGUUCCGGCUUCGGUACGUCGUUGAACAUUCCAAAGGCAUUGAGACCAAGACCCAGUUGAUUGAGGGGUUGCGGACUCAGCUGGACCUCACUCCUUCUGAAGCGGGCUUGUACCGCUAUCGUUUCCUAGAUAUUGCAGACACAGUGUACGCUCCACGACCUCUCAAAGACAAGGCCCCCGUUCUAGAGCAACACGUUAAACCUCCUGCUUCUGCUCAUUUCCUUGGGCCUAGAGAGGUGCGGAAGGCUUGCUUCGGUGAGCCUGUGUCUGUUGAUGUAGCCUUGCUUGGUGAAGCGCCAUGGACUUUGCAGUACGAACUUGUUCAUAAUGGCAAGAAAACCAAGUACGUUUUGGAAACAGAGAAUGAGGUGUCAAGCAUCGUGACCGAAAAGCUCGUCAGUGGCGGUGAAUACAACCUUGUUUUAACGAGUGUCAAAGACCGGUCAAACUGCAAACGAAUUCUGAAGGAUAGUAUCCAGAUCGACGCUCGACCAAAACCGCCACAUGUAUCUUUUGGGGAGAUCGAGAAAAGUAGGAAAUAUUCGGCCUUACAGGGCUCUAAAGUCGAUAUUCCCCUCAGAUUGAGUGGUGAGCGACCAUGGACUUUGAAGUACAAAACAAGCCACGAUUCUCUAGUCGUUGAGAAGACGUUAUGGCAGGAGAAUAGCGCUUUGACUGUGGGACACGAGGGGCGUUAUGAACUCCUCGAAGUGACUGAUGCUUCCUGUCCUGGAUCUGUUGACCAAGCCGCUAAGAUAUUCGAGGUUUCCUGGAUACCUCGCCCGCGUAUUACUGCUGUGGACGGUUCUCCUGUAAGAGCAGGCGGGCACAAAGAGAAGCGCGAUGUUUGCCAAGGAGAAAAUGACAAUCUCGAGCUUCGAUUGUCAGGUAGUCCGCCAUACAGUAUUAAAUACGAACAACAACGCAAGACUACUCGUGGUUCGCCAUCUGUUCGACUGCAGAAUCUGAGGACAGUUCUUCAUGCGGCUUCCAUGGAAAUGGAUACCUCGGAGGCUGGACUGUACACGUACACGUUUACGGAAAUCGGUGACAAUCUCUACGACCAUGACCCCAGAAGCAACCCGGUGGUUGUGACACAGAAGGUGAACCCUUUACCAUCGGCGCGAUUUGAUGCUCCUGGCCGAAUCUACGGUUUCUGCAAGGAGGAUGUCAGCGGCGAAGAAUUGAUUCCCAUCACUUUGGAUGGCGUCCCGCCUUUCUCCCUUGAAAUAUCCAUAAAACAUCAUUCGAAAGCAAAGCCGGAACUUGUGUCAAUCUCAAAUAUCGUUUCAAAUAGACACAUGCUUCCCAUACCACGGCGUCAUCUAGACCUAGGCCAGCAUGUUGUCAGCAUUCACAAGGUCAGAGACGCACGUGGAUGCCAGCGGGCCACCGAAAAUGAUGCCUCAUCCGUGAGGGUUGCAGUCUCCGACGUGCCUACCGUAAUCCCUCUCGAAUCCAAGGCCGACUAUUGCGUUGGUGAGCGGCUUUCUUUCUCACUUUCAGGGCAUGCACCAUUUGAGGUAUUCUAUACAUUUGAUGGGGUUGCUAGAAAAGCUACUUCCCGGACGACGAAUUUCCGUCGCAUCGCAGAGAGACCUGGUGUAUUCACCAUCACCGCCGUAAGCGAUGGUGCCAGUGGCAAAUGCAAAGCGCACAAAAACGUAACCAAAACCAUCCACGAGAUGCCAAGUGUUAGAAUCAGCAGAGGCCAGACCUCUGUUGUUGAUAUACACGAAGGUGGAGAAGCCGAGCUUCACUUUGAAUUCUGGGGGACGCCUCCAUUUGAGUUCACAUAUAUCCGUAGCUCAAUCGCCCGAAGGGGGAAGAGGGCGGAAAUACUUGACAUUAAGCAUGACAUUUCUUACGAACAUUUCAAGACCAUUAAAACCUCGGACGAAGGAACUUACGAGGUUGUGGCGAUUAAGGACAAGUUUUGCUCGGUUUCAUCUCAGACACAUCUAGAGAAGUCCGAAAAACCAACUGUGCCAUAG